UGUGAUUUAAAAAAAAAAAAGGCCAAAUCCUGAAACACCCCCUUCCCCGAAUCAAGAAUCAUUCGUGCAUCCCCAUUGGCCCCUUCUGAAGCAAAGCAAAGAGGACCCUAGCCCUAGGAUCCUUGCCACCGCCGUCCUCAGGUUCUCGGCGCCUCCACUUCUUCCUCUUCCCUCUGUCCAGAUCCCAGGUAGCUCGGCUCGUCAUCCCCAUCUUCUCUGGCUUCUCUGUUCGUGGCUUGGAGCAGCUCGCCGUUGGGUCGCCGCUUGCCGUCGCCUCGCCUAUCGUCGUCGUCUCGCCGGUUGCCAUCCGUGUCUCCAUCAAAAGUUCAAGUGGUUAGUCACCAUACCUGCUGGUGGAUUUAUUUCAAUUUUUUAAUAAGGCUGUUUUCAUAUUGGAGCUGAUACCACGCUGUGAGUGAUCUUAGUAAUUUUGGGAGGUGGUAAAAAGAUUGGUAAUGAAGAAGUUGAGUGGCUUAUUUGGUGCAAGAAGCAGAAAGCUUCGUAUUGUUUUCAAUGGUCUUUGUGUGGUGGUUGUGUUUUUCUUUUUUUACAACCGAGAAGAUAUUCUUCAUAACCCGCUUCUUAGGCAAUCUGCAAAUUUGGCAAAACACCACCUGCCUCCGAAUUCAAUAUCGAGAUAUAGGUCUUCUCACACUGGGGUUACUCACCGUAGAAUGGUUGAAAUUAGCCUUAAUAGUUCAAGUGUAAUUAGUGAGCUUUCAGACACGGAUUUGCCUGCAGCUACGCCAGGAAUGUGUAACGGGUUGCGAAACCAUGCUGGUUAUGCCAACCAUUGUGAUUACCUAAAGGCGAAUCCGCAAUGUUCUUCAGAUGGAUAUCUUGAUUACCUGAGGUUUUUCUAUUGCACAUGUGGCAGUGUCAGAGUUCUUGGUUAUCUAGUAUUGGGCGUGUGGCUUGCUGCUUUGUUUUAUCUUUUAGGUAACACUGCGGCUGACUACUUUUGCCCUUCUCUUGAGCAUCUCUCAAGGCUCUUGAAAUUGCCCCCGACUGUGGCUGGGGUCGUGCUGCUUCCGCUUGGUAAUGGUGCACCUGAUGUGUUUUCCAGUAUAGCAUCCUUUGUGGGUACUGAAACAGGUGAAGUGGGUCUUAACAGCGUGUUAGGUGGAGCUCUAUUUGUUACCUGUGUUGUUGUUGGAGCUGUUUCUCUGUGUGUGUCAGAUAAGGAGAGUCAAGUUGAUCACAGAUGCUUUAUAAGGGAUGUUAGUUUCUUUCUAAUCACUCUUAUCUCGCUGCUAGUGAUUUUGGUUAUAGGUAAGGUGAGCGUUGGAGCAGCCAUUGCUUUUGUGUCGAUUUAUGUUGUUUAUGCAUUCAUUGUUGCUGCCAAUGAGAUAUUACGUAAGCAUGCACAUAAUUUGAAAUUGGAUGUUGUCACGCCAUUGCUUCCUGUCCAGGGAAGCAUCUUCUCUAUGGGAUCUGAAGAGGAUACUUCUGUCUAUAGCCCUUUCCUUGACUUAGACACUGAGAGUGAUCCACCCCGGUUACCUCCUUCCUUGCCUCAAUGGAUGUGGUCUUCAAACGUGGCAAUAUAUUCAAACCAGGCAAAUAAAAUUCAUAUGUUAGAUGAUGAAAGGCCUCCUUGGGGAUGGAGUGAUCAGCCCACUGAAAACAACAGGUCUUUCUCUGUUAUGAAACUACUUUUAUUGCUGGAGGUGCCAUUGGCAAUUCCUAGACAGCUUACAAUUCCGAUGGUCAAUGAUGAAGUCUGGUCUAAGCCAUAUGCUGUGGCCUGUGCUACAUUGGCUCCCAUUCUCCUAGCCUUCUUGUGGAGCACACAAGAUAGUGUGAGUUCUUUGAGUGCAAUACUAUCUUAUUGUAUUAGUAUUGCACUUGGAUGCACCCUUGGUAUUCUGGCAUAUAAAUAUACAAGGCCUGAUCAUCCACCACGUAGGUAUCUAAUUCCUUGGGUUCUUGGAGGAUUCCUCAUGAGCAUAGUGUGGUUCUACAUAAUUGCAAAUGAGCUUGUGGCUCUAUUGGUUGCAUUUGGUAUAAUUUUUGGAAUUAAUCCAUCCAUCCUUGGAUUAACCGUAUUAGCAUGGGGAAAUUCUAUGGGUGAUUUGAUGUCAAAUGUUGCAUUAGCAUUGGAUGGAGAAGACGGAGUUCAGAUAGCCGUAUCUGGGUGCUAUGCAGGUCCCAUGUUCAACACACUUGUUGGUUUGGGGAUCUCGUUGCUUCUCGGGGCAUGGUCAAAGAAACCUGCAUUGUUCGUGGUGCCGGAAGACAGUAGCUUAUUUUACACACUGGGAUUUCUUAUCGCUGGACUGCUAUGGGCGCUUGUUGUUUUACCUCGCAACAAUAUGCAUCCUGAUCGAGUACUAGGAAUUGGUCUCAUCGGCCUUUAUUUGGUGUUUCUUUCGUUCAGGGUGUGCACUUCCAUGGGCCUCAUAACAGUUGAUGGUUCAAGCUGAACACUCACCUUUGAACGAUGUUGCUGCCAAUAUAGGUGGUUUGAGCAUCCCGUUGAUGGUUCAAGUUGAACACUCACAUUUGGUUCACUUAGGGAGGAUUGUUGCUAUGAUUCUUGUAUAUUUGGUUUGCAUGGCAUUUCCAUAUUGGAAGAUUUAGUGAUAGCUAUAGCAGAUGGGAUUGCAAGUGUAUAUCUGGAGUUUAUUUCUGUUGAUAGUGAUGUAUCGAGUAAAACCAAUAGCUUGGACAUAUCAUUAUGUGCUUUGUCCACCAGAGAACUCCAAAAAUUACGUAAUGAGGUGGCUUUGAACCAAUGGGCGUACCAUAACAUGGAUACGGUUGUGUCAAUGUAUGAGGAUCAAUUUGAUUUAUGCACACUUGGGAGUCAGCACAUUUAUCUGCCAAAUAUUAGUCAGACUGAAACACAAAGUUGGUGGAGGAGGCUUAGCCAGCUAAAUUCAAAAACGGUGUCCCCUGAAUUACAGUGCUUGGUGAUAAAUCAUUUCUCAAUGCCAGUAAAGCGGACUAAGGAAUCAAGAGCCUUAGCAGGAUGGUAUACUUUCUUGUUACUCUAUUUAGGCUUACCAAAUUCUUUUUCUCUCUUUCUAUUUGACCUCUGAAAAUGGUUUCCUUCCUAUCCUUUUCUAUCAGACAUAUUGAUCCGUUUAGGCUGUAGCUGAUCUCUUCUAUUAGGACAAGGCUUAGUUUUGACUCUGCCUUUAUUCCUUUCAAUUUUUUCUUCCCGUUUAAUUUUUUAUUAGACUUGUGAAUUGAUAUAACAUACAAAGGAAAUUGAUUGUGGGAAGUACAUUGUAUGCAUCAGGGACUGAAAUGAACUUAGUCUGAAUAUAUAUAAAGAUUAAGCUUAGGCUGUCAAAUCUUCAUUUCGUUUAUUAUGUUUUUCUUAAACAAGAUGUGAAAUUCUAUUAAGUAAAUUUUUACAAUGUAACGAGCCCACUUGGGGAAGGCACCUGAUGGUAAAGGCCUUAUAAGGCCUUGUGCGCUCUCACCACAAUAGCUCAUUAGCUAGCUUCUGAGUUGUGAUUCUCCUAUGGUUUUAUACUCGUAACAUACUCUCCAUUUUGGAUGUAUAGAAUCUGUUUGUGUUUACAUUGAGAAUUCUAGACUUCUAGUCAUGUUUAGGGGC
Molecule: messenger RNA, 3571 nt
Organism: Arachis ipaensis
Lineage: Eukaryota; Viridiplantae; Streptophyta; Magnoliopsida; Fabales; Fabaceae
Product: cation/calcium exchanger 4
Biological process (GO): monoatomic cation transport; transmembrane transport
Cellular component (GO): membrane
Molecular function (GO): monoatomic cation transmembrane transporter activity
Source: RefSeq, a predicted model, not a curated record